AUGAAUGAUAUUGAAAUUAUAAAAGGUUAAGAUAUUUUGAAAUUUGCUUAAGAAAUGAAAAAAGUAAAUGUGAAUGCUUUGCUGUGGUUGGCUAGAUAAGAAUAGAUUUUAUUAUCAGAUCAUUAAUUGGAAGAAAUAAGAAAGAUUGAAUCUAAUCAUGUCUUAUGUCCUAAAUAAGAUGAGAAUAGAGCAAAAGAUAACCAAAGUUAAAAAGAAAAUAUUUAUAGAUUUUUAUCGGAUGUAAUGGAUACUGUCAAAUAUGAAGUAGCAAUCGUGAUGAAAUUGUAAUUAACCUCAAAAAUGUGCUAAGAGGAAAUCAGUAAAUUGAAUUAUCAGAAUAUUAAAAAAGAAGAUGAUAAUUACAUCAUUAAAAGUAAAAUAACAUGGUAAUAACAAUUAAUAAAAAAUAUUUACUCCCAGAUUUACAGAAGAUGUUUGAGAAUAAUAUUGGGAUUUCUAAGAAUGUUUUUUUAGGAGAACUCUCAAAUAGGAGAAAUAGGAUUAGUGAAUAAUUUAAUGAAGCUAAGAAGGAAAUCAUGAAUAAUUUGAAAGAUUCAGAAAAAGAUAAAAUUUAUCAGUCCUUUUUACAGAAAAUAUCUUUAAAGGAUUACAAGAAGAUAUGGAAGGCCAAUUUAAGAGUACUCAAUGUAUAUGAAGCUUUAUAGAAUUUGUAAUAAUAGAAGAAAGAGAAAUUGUCAAAAAGAUGGUUUAAAUUCUCAGGAAUAAAGUAUGAAAAGCCAAUGAAGAAGUUAUUAGACAUUCAACAAAAAGAGCUUUCCAAUGAUUCCCCAAUUCUGAUUUAGAUGGCCCAAAAUAAAAAAUUAUGA
Paramecium pentaurelia is the source of this 827-nucleotide messenger RNA. The record is from the annotation of a GenBank genome assembly. Lineage: Eukaryota; Ciliophora; Oligohymenophorea; Peniculida; Parameciidae.